Molecule: messenger RNA, 1065 nt
Organism: Diutina rugosa
Lineage: Eukaryota; Fungi; Ascomycota; Pichiomycetes; Serinales; Debaryomycetaceae
Gene: NAR1
Product: Nar1p
Exons: 1
Coding region: 1-1065 (354 amino acids)
Biological process (GO): iron-sulfur cluster assembly
Cellular component (GO): cytosolic [4Fe-4S] assembly targeting complex
Molecular function (GO): 4 iron, 4 sulfur cluster binding
Source: RefSeq, a predicted model, not a curated record
AUGGCGUUAUUUUCCGAGCAAUUGGGAUUCACUUACGUCGUCGGCACAGCAGUGGGGCGUAAAGUGCUGCUUGUCUACGAAGCCCAAUCUCAAGAUACUGCCUCGCCACGUCUCUCGUCAAUAUGCCCCGGGUGGGUAUUGUACGCGGAGAAGACUCAUCCUGAAGCUAUCGCCCAUAUGCUGACGGUUAAGUCUGCCCAGCAGAUCACGGGAACCAUCCUUAAACGAGUGGUAUCGAAAGAGAAAGCUAUUGAUUCAACUAAUGUUUACCAUCUUACGGUGAUGCCGUGCUUUGAUAAGAAAUUGGAGGCGGCCCGUGCCGAUAACGCUGCUGAUGUCGACGGCGUCAUCACCCCUAAAGAAUUGAUCAUGAUGCUUGACGAAAUGAAUAUUAGUGUUAAAUUGAGUACUGGUGCUCCUCAAUACGAUAAAUACUCACCACCACAAUUUCCUCAAUGGUCGUGGACGUCGGAUAUCGGCUCGGUGCUGGGAGGGUAUGCCGUUAAUUAUCUCCGCGCAAAGCAGGCCGAGCUCGAGCUGGAGCCUAACUAUGAACGUGAAAACUUCUCCAUCGAACUGAUAGAGGGUAAAAACCCCGAUGUUUAUGAAUUGCGACUCAUCUAUAACGGCGAUAAAGUGGCGCUGGCCGCGGUGGUUAACGGCUUCCGCAAUAUCCAGAACUUGGUGAGAAAAUUGAAGGGGCCCAAGAAAGUGAACCCGUUGGCUGCUCGUCGACGGGCUCGUUUAAAGAAGGAUGAACCCACUCAGCCGACAGCCGACCCUACCCAAUGCGACUACGUGGAAAUCAUGGCGUGUCCUGCUGGGUGUAUCAACGGUGGAGGUCAAGUUCAGGCUCCCGAAGGCACCAGCUCCAAAGAAUGGAUCGACGAAACCACUCAGCUUUACGGACACAUCCCCAAGUUCGAUGCGGUGUCCCAUGCCAGCGAUGUCAAACAAUACUUCUCCGACUUUUGCCACGACUACGGCGUGAACGCUGACCAAGUUGUAAAUACCAAGUUCACCCCCGUGGAAAAGGAAGAGCCCGCUCUCGGCACCAAGUGGUAG